AAAAAAAAAUUAUAGACCAAGCUAUACGCUAAUCAAUUAAAUAGCUUUUCUAACAGAAAAAAAAAAAAUAUGGAGAUACUGAAAAAAUAAGAAGCUAACUUUCAAAAAAAAAUAAAAAAUAAGAAGCUCAAAAGCCUAAGUACCUGCACUUUUCUGUCUAGGAAUUUUUCUUCAUGAUUGAGGAUCACGAUCUAGUUAAGCCGGGGUUGAAUGCUUUUAUGGGAUUUUUCUCCGCUUUUCGCUCCUGCUUAGAUUCUAUAAGACCUGCCCGGACUGCCGGUUCAACCGCCCCUGACGACGGCGAUGACGGCCUUGAAUCAUUUGAUCUCUUCUUUGAACUCAAUUCUCUUCAAAUCGCUACGAAUUUCUUUUCCGAGCUGAAUAAACUCGGGCAUGGAGGCUUCGGCCCGGUUUACAAGGGACUGAUGUCCAAUGGACAAGAAAUAGCUGUGAAGAAGCUAUCACUGACUUCAAGACAGGGAGUGAGAGAAUUUACAAAUGAGGUGAAAUUGUUACUGAGACUUCAGCACAAGAACUUGGUGACAUUGCUGGGAUGCUGUGUGGAAGGACCAGAGAAGAUGCUCGUUUACGAGUAUUUGCCAAACAAAAGUCUUGAUUAUUUUCUAUUUGAUAAAAAAAAGUCUGCAUCUUUGGAUUGGACGACUAGAUUUCGGAUAGUUAUGGGUGUGGCUAGAGGUCUUCUCUACCUGCAUGAAGAAGCUCCAGAAAGGAUCAUCCAUAGGGACAUUAAAGCUAGUAACAUAUUGUUGGAUGAAAAACUCAGUCCGAAAAUCUCAGAUUUUGGCUUAGCUAGACUCUUCCCAGGCGAGGACACCCAUGUAAAUACAUUUAGGAUUUCUGGUACUCGUGGUUACAUGGCUCCUGAAUAUGCAAUGCGUGGAUUUUUAUCUGUGAAGACAGAUGUGUUUAGUUACGGGAUUUUGGUUCUAGAGAUUGUGAGUGGCAGAAAGAAUCAUGAUACGCAUCUUGCUGGAGAAAAGUCAGAUCUUCUGAAUUUUACAUGGAUGCUAUAUCAAGGAGGAAAAGCGCUAGACAUUCUUGACCCGAAUCUUACCAAGUGCAACCGUGAUGAGGCUGCAAUGUGCAUUCAACUGGGAUUGUUGUGUUGUCAAGCAACUGUUGCUGAUAGACCUGACAUGAACGCUGUUCAUCUCAUGCUCUCGAGCGACUCAUUUACUUUGCCAAGACCAACAAAACCUGGAAUCCAGGGCCGUGUAGGACGUUGGACGACUGCCUCUUCUUCAGCUUUUACAAAUACAAACCCUAGUAGUGGAUACACUGGUGGGACAAGGGCUUCAGCCAGUGGCAGUAUUAUUGUUGAAGAGUGUUCUAGAAACUCUAUGUCUGUAUCUUCUAUAGAUGAAGGUAGGUGAAAUAUUUUUGUAAAGUCUCACUAAAUGCUCAAUUUUACCAUGUAAAGUUCUUUUCAUUUUAUUUUUUUUUCUUCAUUUUUUUAUAUAUAUAAUGUUGAAGUAUUCAGGCAGGUGAUACAAAUCUUUUCAAUUCGUUUUCUAGUGAAAUUGUUCACGUAGUUCGUACUAAUUUUUUAGAUGUAAAAUUGACAAGUUGAGCAGAUGCCAUGUUAUCAUAUCCAAUUAAAUUUAUAAA
Cannabis sativa is the source of this 1629-nucleotide messenger RNA. RefSeq names its product cysteine-rich receptor-like protein kinase 10. The record is from RefSeq and is a predicted model, not a curated record. Gene Ontology annotation, molecular function: ATP binding; protein kinase activity. Lineage: Eukaryota; Viridiplantae; Streptophyta; Magnoliopsida; Rosales; Cannabaceae. Gene Ontology annotation, biological process: protein phosphorylation. Bases 174 to 1394 code for a protein of 406 amino acids. The transcript has 6 exons.